Molecule: messenger RNA, 1289 nt
Organism: Rosa rugosa (rugosa rose)
Lineage: Eukaryota; Viridiplantae; Streptophyta; Magnoliopsida; Rosales; Rosaceae
Product: eukaryotic translation initiation factor 3 subunit F
Exons: 6
Coding region: 119-1012 (297 amino acids)
Biological process (GO): translational initiation
Cellular component (GO): eukaryotic translation initiation factor 3 complex, eIF3m
Molecular function (GO): translation initiation factor binding; translation initiation factor activity; metallopeptidase activity
Source: RefSeq, a predicted model, not a curated record
AGCUUUGAGCUUUCCACUAUCUCCUCCAAAACCCUAGUUGCUCGCGCCAUCCCUGUGCCGUUAGCUCCACACUCUCUCUUAGCCCCAGCGAGCCAGAUCCAACGAAGCUCAGAGAGAAAUGGCGGUGACCGAGCGCACGGUGCUACAGUUCUCGCCGACCUUGACGGCGAAGGUUCAUCCUCUGGUCAUCUUCAACAUCUGCGACUGCUACGUCCGCCGCCCUGACCAGACCGAGCGCGUCAUCGGCACGCUCCUCGGCUCCGUCCUCCCCGAUGGCACGGUCGACAUCAGAAACUCCUACGCCGUUCCUCACAGCGAGUUUUCCGAGCAGGUUGCUUUAGACAUUGAUUACCAUCACAAUAUGCUGAUAUCUCAGCAAAAGGUGAAUCCUAAGGAAGUCAUUGUUGGAUGGUACUCAACCGGUCUUGGAGUUACUGGUUCUAGUGUAUUAAUCCAUGAUUUCUAUUCUGGAGAGGUUCCCAACCCAAUUCAUUUGACAGUUGAUACGGGAUUCAGUAAUGGAGAGGGUACAGUAAAAGCAUAUGUUUCGUCAAAUUUGUCUCUGUCUCAUGGAGAACAACAGCAAGCAGGAGGUCGACAAGCAGGAGAUCGUCAACUUCCACUUGCAGCACAGUUUCAAGAAAUUCCUCUUGAUCUUCGCAUGGUUGAAGCCGAGCGAGUUGGAUUUGAUAUUCUUAAGACAACAAUGACUGACAAGCUUCCAACUGAUUUAGAAGGAAUGGAAGCCUCAAUGGAGCGGCUGCUAGCUUUAAUCGAUGACGUGUAUAAAUAUGUUGACAGUGUUGACGAAGGACGUGUUGCACCAGAUAACAAUGUAGGGAGGUUUCUAUGGGAUGCUGUAGAAUCUCUUCCAAAAUUGUCUCCUGCAGUUUUUGAUAAGCUAGUGAAUGACAGCUUGCAGGACAAUAUGCUCUUGCUAUAUUUGUCGAGUAUCACCAGGACACAGCUUACCCUAGCUGAAAAGUUGAACACAGCUGCUCAGGUUCUGUAAGGCCUAUCCACUUUGAAGAUCUAUGUGCCAAGACAAUUUUUUCUUACAAAGUCAUAUUAGUGAUAUAUGGCCAUCUGUGGCCAUUGUUUUCUGAGAAGGUUGUAAUACUUUGCUUCAUUUUGAAUAUAGGUAGGGAUUUCAAUGUUAUUCGAGAUUGUUUCAUCUGGUUUGAGUUUUGACUAGGAACAUAACCUUUUAUUGUUCGGCUUCCAAUCAUACUGCUUAAUUGCCUAAUUUUGUUGAGAUGAUUUGAGAGUGCAUAUUCAAAUCAGUGUAA